AUGGAGAACGCUCAUACCAAGACCGUGGAGGAGGUUUACAGUCACUUCAGUGUUAAUGAAAGCACGGGUCUCGGCCUAGACCAGGUGAAACGGCAAAGAGAGAGAUGGGGACCCAACGAAUUACCAGCGGAAGAAGGGAAGUCGCUGUGGGAGCUGGUUGUUGAACAGUUCGAGGACCUCUUGGUCAGAAUUCUACUUCUGGCAGCAUGCAUAUCUUUUGUACUGGCCUGGUUUGAAGAGGGAGAAGAAACCGUUACAGCCUUUGUGGAGCCUUUUGUAAUAUUGCUAAUUCUUAUAGCCAACGCCAUAGUCGGGGUCUGGCAGGAGCGAAACGCAGAAAAUGCCAUAGAGGCCCUCAAGGAGUAUGAGCCUGAGAUGGGCAAGGUGUAUCGGCAGGACAGGAAGAGUGUGCAGAGGAUCAAAGCCAGGGACAUCGUUCCCGGGGACAUUGUGGAAGUUGCUGUGGGUGACAAGGUUCCUGCUGAUAUCCGCCUGACCUCCAUCAAGUCCACCACGCUGAGAGUGGACCAGUCCAUUCUGACAGGUGAGUCCGUGUCCGUCAUUAAACACACAGACCCGGUCCCCGACCCGCGCGCCGUCAACCAGGACAAGAAGAACAUGCUGUUCUCCGGCACGAACAUCGCGGCAGGCAAGGCGGUGGGCGUAGUGGUAGCGACGGGUGUGAACACGGAGAUCGGCAAGAUCCGAGACGAGAUGGCGUCAACGGAGCAGGAGCGCACGCCGCUGCAGCAGAAGCUGGACGAGUUCGGCGAGCAGCUCUCCAAGGUCAUCUCGCUCAUCUGCAUCGCCGUGUGGAUCAUCAACAUCGGCCACUUCAACGACCCCGUGCACGGCGGCUCCUGGAUCCGCGGCGCCAUCUACUACUUCAAGAUCGCCGUGGCACUGGCCGUGGCCGCCAUCCCCGAGGGCCUGCCUGCUGUCAUCACCACCUGCCUGGCGCUGGGCACCCGCCGCAUGGCCAAGAAGAACGCCAUCGUGCGCUCGCUGCCCUCCGUCGAGACGCUGGGCUGCACCUCCGUCAUCUGCUCCGACAAGACGGGCACGCUCACCACCAACCAGAUGUCCGUGUGCAGGAUGUUCAUUGUAGACCAGGUGGAGGGAGACAGCUGCUUUCUCAGGCAGUUCACCGUUACUGGCUCCACAUAUGCACCUGAAGGAGAAGUGUAUCAGGAUGGCAAACCAGUGAAGUGCUACAAGUACGAUGCUCUGGUUGAGAUGGCGACGAUCUGUGCACUCUGUAACGACUCCUCGUUGGACUAUAACGAGGUCAAAGGAGUAUAUGAGAAGGUUGGCGAGGCCACAGAAACGGCUCUUGCUUGUCUCGUGGAGAAGAUGAACGUGUUUGACACCGAUCUCAAAGGUCUCUCCAAGAUUGAACGUGCCAAUGCCUGCAACUCUGUCAUUAAACAGCUGAUGAAGAAGGAGUUCACGCUGGAGUUCUCACGGGACAGGAAGUCCAUGUCUGUGUACUGCACCCCCAACAAAGCCCGCUCCGCCAUGGGCAAGAUGUUCGUCAAGGGUGCUCCGGAGGGUGUGAUUGACCGGUGCACACACGUCCGUGUGGGCAGUAAUAAGGUCCCUCUGACGGCAGGCAUCAAGGAGAAGCUCUUGUCCGUGAUCCGCGAGUAUGGGACCGGGCGGGACACACUGCGGUGCUUGGCUCUGGCCACGCGGGACAACCCCAUCAGCAGGGAGCACCUGGUGCUGGACGAUUCUUCACGCUUCGUCGAAUACGAGACAGACCUGACGUUCGUAGGCUGCGUGGGCAUGCUGGACCCGCCCCGGGCGGAGGUGGCUGCCUCCAUCAAGCUGUGCUGCCUGGCAGGCAUCCGGGUGAUCAUGAUCACAGGUGACAACAAGGGCACAGCCGUGGCCAUCUGCCGCCGCAUUGGCAUCUUCGGCGAGGAUGAGGACGUGUCGCGCAUGGCCUUCACGGGGCGCGAGUUCGACGACCUCUCAUCCGACGCCCAGCGCGAGGCCGUGCUGACUGCACGCUGCUUCGCCCGCGUUGAACCCUCCCACAAGUCCAAGAUUGUCGAGUACCUGCAGUCUUACGACGAGAUCACUGCCAUGACUGGUGAUGGCGUGAACGACGCUCCUGCCCUGAAGAAGGCAGAGAUCGGCAUCGCCAUGGGCUCCGGUACGGCCGUCGCCAAGACGGCGUCCGAGAUGGUGCUGGCUGACGACAACUUUGCCACCAUCGUGGCGGCGGUGGAGGAGGGGCGGGCCAUCUACAACAACAUGAAGCAGUUUAUCCGCUAUCUCAUCUCCUCCAACGUGGGCGAGGUGGUGUGCAUCUUCCUGACGGCGGCGCUGGGCUUCCCAGAGGCACUUAUCCCCGUGCAGCUGCUCUGGGUGAACCUGGUGACGGAUGGCCUGCCCGCCACAGCACUGGGCUUCAACCCGCCCGACCUGGACAUCAUGAACAAGCCACCCCGGAACGCGCGCGAGCCCCUCAUCUCCGGCUGGCUCUUCUUCAGAUACCUGGCCAUCGGCUGCUAUGUUGGGGCAGCCACAGUUGGCGCUGCAGCAUGGUGGUUCGUUGCUGCUGAAGACGGACCACGGGUCACCUUCUAUCAGCUGAGUCACUUCCUCCAGUGUGGCCCGGAGAACCCCGAGUUUAUGGACAUCAAGUGCGAAGUCUUUGAGUCUCCAUACCCUAUGACCAUGGCUUUGUCUGUGCUGGUCACCAUUGAGAUGUGCAACGCCCUCAACAGCGUGUCAGAGAACCAGUCCCUGCUGCGCAUGCCUCCCUGGGAGAACGUGUGGCUGCUGGGAGCCAUCUGCCUCUCCAUGUCCCUGCACUUCCUCAUCCUCUAUGUGGAGCCUCUGCCGAUGAUCUUUCAGAUCACCCCACUCAACGUGACCCAGUGGCUGAUGGUGCUGAAGAUCUCUCUCCCUGUCAUCCUGCUGGACGAGGUGCUCAAGUUUGCGGCCCGGAACUACCUGGAGCCUGGUAAAGAGCUGGACAAGGCCGCGGACAGGGCCUGCUCGCUCUUUGCCUGGACUGAGGGCAUCUCCUGGCCCUUCAUAGCUCUCAUGCUCCCCCUGGUGGUCUGGAUCUACAGCACCGACACUAACCUGGCUGAAAUGUUUUGGUCUUGACUCAUGAGCACAAAAACCCCCUUGCCCUGUGUGUAGAUAAGGAAAAUGUGUGUAUGUACAAGCGUGUAUGUGUGUAAGAUGUGUGCCUGUGCACGAGAAGGAUCGAGUUAAAACGAUCAUAACAAUAAUAUAAAAAUGUAACAUUGUUCUUUUUAGAAAAAAAAAAGUCUAGUCGCUAUGGAGGGGACCACAGAGUUGAAGUGUUUAAGUAUUAGUGACCAUUAUUGUUAUUAUUAUUAUUACCACGUUUGUGGAUUUUCUGCUGAUUUGGUCUUAAAAUGAUCAAUAUUUUUGUUGCCCUUUUUUAAUCAUUUGGAUGCAUUUCUUAAUUCCCAUGGUUUCCUUUCAAACCAGUAUAAAUACUAACUUUGUUUUGUUUUUGUUUUGAGUGCAUGAAGUUAUAAGAUACAAAGAUUGAACACUAUUUUAUACAAGUCAUUUGUUUCCGGGUCUACUUUGAGUACAGACAUGCCCAUGGAUGGGAGAGACCAGACGAGACCCCUGCUACAUCUGGGCAGCCGUUCAAAUCCUGUUUUCUCUUCUCUCCCACAUAUUUGACGAAUAUAUAGAUAUUUUCUUUAAAGCCAUAACGCAUGGGUUCAACUCUGUACUGAUCUGAACCACAUUUUGUGUACUGAUGCAUUUCAGUAGUCUAAACGCACAAAUCUUUUGAAAAGCCAUGGAGACGAACCAUAAAUCAUUAAAAUAAUAAAAAACAAAACCCACAAGUUUCAGUGUCCCUUACAGCUGCCUAAAUGUAGCCAGGGUGAUGUGGGUGGGGACAGUUUAUUUGUGUUUACGAUCGUCUAGUUGGAAUACUAAACUGGAGUGGCGUGGCGGGAGAGUGGGAUGAGGGAUGGAGAGACACUGAAUGCGUCCACUAAAUCUGCUCCUGAGACGGAAGCUGCAUGUUCUCAAUCUUGCAUGCAUUGUGUAGGGCUUUCAUUUAAGACUUGCCUGUUUUCUCCUUUGUACAAUAACUUCCAUUUUGCUGUUUCUUUUAAAAAACAACUUUUUUUUCUUCUUUUGUUUUGAACCUUUACAUUUUUAAUUAGUAAAGCCAGUUUUUCUGCACUAAGCAGAGUGCAGCUACCUCAGUCCAGUUCCUGUCGUGUUGCCUCCCCUCACACGUUUGAUCCCCAGCCUGCGUACGAUGUGAUCGCUUUCAGGUGCGCCCCCUGUUGGCUUGUGCAGAAAAGGAAAUCAAAUCAUCCCCUCCCUAUUACUAUUUUUGUUUUAAUGAUGUUUCUUUCUUUAGUAUUUUAUAAUUGACUUGUAUUAACUUAAUUUGUGAGUUUUUGAGGCAGGGUAGGUGGGAGAGACUCAGAUGUAAGGGUUAUAAUCUGUGGAUUGGGUUUAGAGAUGAAGUUAACACGAUCGGUUUGUCUUGCAUUUAGAAUAUGAAUUUUACAAUGCAAAACCAAAAUGUUUCCCCCUCCUUUCUUUUCUACUAAGGAAAAUACACUCUCACGGACCGUUUAAAUGAAA
Messenger RNA from Electrophorus electricus (electric eel), 4614 nucleotides. It is a transcript of the gene atp2a2b, whose product is annotated as ATPase sarcoplasmic/endoplasmic reticulum Ca2+ transporting 2b. Lineage: Eukaryota; Metazoa; Chordata; Actinopteri; Gymnotiformes; Gymnotidae. Gene Ontology annotation, biological process: calcium ion transport. Gene Ontology annotation, molecular function: P-type calcium transporter activity; ATP hydrolysis activity; ATP binding. The record is from RefSeq and is a predicted model, not a curated record. Gene Ontology annotation, cellular component: membrane.